AUUUGCUCCACACCAGCAAGGCUCUUCGGGCGAAAUGACGAGGAAGGCAAGCAGGCCCCCUUGGUCUACUACUAAGACAACCAUAUCUAUUGGUAAAAUAUAUUGAGGGAAGCGCAGUCUUGUCUACCGCCAGCAAUUUCGCGGACGCGAGCGUUUUUAUCCAUUCUGCGGGCACGCUGGAUGCACCUGAGCAUGAGCUGUGCAUACCAUAUUCAGUACAGGCAGUAGGCUUGAAGUGCGAGCAUUUUCCAUCUCCAAGAACAUCAAGAUGGAGACACAGUUAUGUGAUGGUAGUAGUUACUUGUUUUUGCAUCAGCACAAAAUACCAAAAAAUGAGGGCACAGCAUUUUCAGUGCGACUGAUUAACAUUCGGGCCCGACCACGGUGGGUUCGCGGUUGCGGCCGUGGGUGGAACGGGACGACCCGGUGGACUAGUCGGUGCAACCCAGAGCUCAACUCCAGGUUUUGGUCAAAUUCGAACCGGGGGCCUGUUAUUGAAAGGCUCGAUUGGCCUAUGGCACGGUGGGAGGGCCUUUUCUUGGUCAAAAGCACGGAAAGAUGGUCAUGUAUCAGCCAGAAGGCUACAGGGUCUCCAGUCUCUUCAUUGACGGACAUUGCGCCUUUCUACUGGCCUGCCAUUGCUUUUGAAGAUCUGCUGUGGGGUUCCAAGAUGGUGCGAGGCCCGACGCUGGUUUGUUCACCAUGCAUCAAAGACCAUGAGCCGAUGAGCACCCAUGAGGCUGCUGGAGGUCAUAGUCCUGAGUCGAUAGCUCUCGGGGUGCACUGUAGCAGCAUUUUAUACUCCGCUGGUGAACUAUAUGGACAAAGGGGCAGCUGGCCUCAAGGGACUAGUGCAUGGCGGCGUCCGCCAGGGUUUGAGGGUACCAGUCCAUCGUCGAGUCAACCCGGAUAUACCGAAGGCAACGGCCGAGGUGUGACGAAUGAGGGACCCGUACCAAAAUGAAGAUCUUUCUCGGUUAUGCUGGGCCAGUAGGUGUGUCCAAGUUGGCUAGGUUGUAUAUCGUGUUGGGCACGCUGCACACUGCUCAUUGCACUUAGGUAACUCGGCCAUGCUGAAUCU
This is a messenger RNA of Aspergillus sclerotioniger CBS 115572, 1081 nucleotides long. RefSeq lists its product as uncharacterized. NCBI's taxonomy places the organism in Eukaryota, Fungi, Ascomycota, Eurotiomycetes, Eurotiales, Aspergillaceae. The record is from RefSeq and is a predicted model, not a curated record. Bases 269 to 964 code for a protein of 231 amino acids. The transcript is spliced from 2 exons.